AUGAGAAUCCUGUUCUUCCUCGUCUCUGUUCUCUUCUUCCUCUUCCAGGCUGCUCCAGCUUACAGCCAGGAAGCCGCUGACACCCUCGCAUGCCGGCAGAGCCGGGGCUCCUGCUCCUUCGUGCCCUGCUCUGCUCCUCUGGUUGACAUCGGGACCUGCCGUGGUGGGAAGCUAAAAUGCUGCAAAUGGUAAGAGGAAUUCCUCCAGGGAAGUGUUGCUGCACCA
Molecule: messenger RNA, 225 nt
Organism: Cinclus cinclus
Lineage: Eukaryota; Metazoa; Chordata; Aves; Passeriformes; Cinclidae
Product: gallinacin-9
Exons: 2
Coding region: 1-192 (63 amino acids)
Biological process (GO): innate immune response in mucosa; defense response to Gram-positive bacterium; defense response to Gram-negative bacterium
Cellular component (GO): extracellular region
Molecular function (GO): CCR6 chemokine receptor binding
Source: RefSeq, a predicted model, not a curated record